Messenger RNA from Fulmarus glacialis (Northern fulmar), 995 nucleotides. RefSeq names its product breast carcinoma-amplified sequence 3. Gene Ontology annotation, cellular component: cytoplasm. The annotation marks the transcript as partial. Gene Ontology annotation, biological process: autophagy; response to starvation. The record is from RefSeq and is a predicted model, not a curated record. The transcript has 11 exons. Lineage: Eukaryota; Metazoa; Chordata; Aves; Procellariiformes; Procellariidae.
UCUGCGAAGAAACAAUGGCGACAGAAUCUCCACGCCGCCCUAGUCGAUGUACUGGAGGAGUGGUUGUUCGCCCACAAGCUGUCACGGAACAGUCGUAUAUGGAAAGCGUUGUUACGUUUCUGCAAGAUGUUGUGCCACAGGCCUAUAGUGGUACCCCACCAGCAGAAGAAAAGGAGAAGAUCAUGUGGGUCAGAUUUGAAAAUGCAGAUUUAAAUGAUACAUCAAGGAAUAUGGAGUUUCAUGAAAUACAUAGCACUGGGAAUGAACCACCGUUACUGCUAAUGAUCGGAUACAGUGAUGGAAUGCAAAUCUGGAGCAUACCUAUCAGUGGUGAAGCUCAGGAACUCUUUUCUGUCCGCCAUGGUCCAGUUCGAGCUGCACGGAUUUUACCAGCUCCACAAAUCAGUGCUCAGAAAUGUGAUAAUUUUUCUGAGAAGCGGCCUCUUCUUGGUGUGUGCAAAAGCAUUGGAUCUUCUGGCACAAGCCCACCUUACUGCUGUGUGGACCUUUAUUCUUUGCGAACAGGAGAGAUGGUCAAGUCCAUACAGUUCAAAACUCCUAUUUAUGAUCUGCAUUGCAAUAAAAGGAUACUUGUAGUAGUCCUGCAAGAGAAAAUUGCCGCCUUUGACAGCUGUACUUUCACCAAAAAAUUCUUCGUUACAAGCUGCUAUCCUUGUCCAGGGCCAAACAUGAAUCCUAUUGCUCUUGGAAGCCGUUGGCUUGCUUAUGCAGAAAAUAAGCUGAUCCGAUGCCAUCAAUCCCGUGGUGGAGCCUGUGGAGACAACAUUCAGUCUUACACUGCCACAGUCAUUAGUGCUGCCAAAACGAUAAAGACUGGACUUACAAUGGUUGGGAAAGUAGUUACGCAGCUGACAGGGACGCUGCCUUCAGGAGCAACUGAAGAAGAAAUUUUAGCUCAUAGCAACAUUCGUCGAAGUCCUCUGGUGCCUGGAAUCAUCACUAUAAUUGAUACAGAGACAGUUGCAGAAGGGCAG